UCAUCCUUAUUUAGUAAUUUUCAAAUGAAUUAUUUGUUUUCCCAAUGCUGCAACUGCGUUCCGUUCCCUUUAAAUAUCACAUAUAAUGCAUAUAGACAUAUAUAUGUAGAAAGAGAGAGGAGAAAGAUUGUCAUUCCCCCUUCUAUAUCUCUCGCCUUCUCUCUCUCUCUCUCUCUCGAUAUUUUUUGCCUCCGAUUUUCUCUACCGAAACGUUUCCCUAUCUGAUAGUGUUGGACUCGUUGAACUCUCCGUCAGUUAAGUUUCAUGUCUGAUUUUGAAGUCCAAAUCCCUGGCUCCUUUGAUCCUUUUGCCGAGGCAAAAGCCGAGAACUCGGGUGCAGGGUCAAAAGAAUAUGUGCAUAUUCGCGUCCAGCAACGCAAUGGUAGGAAAAGCCUGACAACUGUCCAGGGUUUGAAGAAGGAGUUCAGCUAUAACAAAAUUCUCAAGGACCUGAAGAAGGAGUUUUGCUGCAAUGGUACAGUAGUACAGGACCCUGAGCUAGGCCAGGUCAGUAUUCUCUAUCACAUUUGCUUCUGCUUUUAUUCUUUCUGUUUUUAUCCUGUAAUGUGUGGUGCGUUACAGGUUAUACAACUCCAAGGCGACCAGAGGAAGAAUGUCUCGACGUUCCUUGUUCAGGUAUCUCUUUAUAUAUUUGUUUCUCAAAAUAACACUUCUUAUAAUGUGUGAAGAUAUAUAUGUUUCUCCAUGUUUAUCUCAGGCAGGCAUUGUGAAGAAAGAACACAUCAAGAUUCAUGGUUUCUGAAAAAUUGCAGCAGCAGCAGCAGCCACCGCCGAAACUGAACUCCCUAUGUUUGCUGCUGCGUAGCCUGCUUUAACGAACAGCCUCGACGACGCUUUGUCUAAUCAUAAACUGAUAGCUCUUCUGUUUUUUCCUUUUGUGUGUUUGUGUGUGUCUGGAUGUUGUAUAUUGCCACUCUGCUAUUGUAUAGAGAGGUUACUGUGCUCUCCAUGCAAUUUCUGCAGGCUCAGGACAUGCUACCACUCUUUAUCUUCUUCAUAUAGCAAGAUUAUGGUUUCACCCUU
Molecule: messenger RNA, 1044 nt
Organism: Salvia miltiorrhiza (redroot sage)
Lineage: Eukaryota; Viridiplantae; Streptophyta; Magnoliopsida; Lamiales; Lamiaceae
Product: protein translation factor SUI1 homolog 2-like
Exons: 3
Coding region: 265-687 (140 amino acids)
Biological process (GO): translational initiation
Molecular function (GO): translation initiation factor activity; RNA binding
Source: RefSeq, a predicted model, not a curated record